This is a messenger RNA of Dibothriocephalus latus, 477 nucleotides long. The record is from the annotation of a GenBank genome assembly. NCBI's taxonomy places the organism in Eukaryota, Metazoa, Platyhelminthes, Cestoda, Diphyllobothriidea, Diphyllobothriidae.
CUCAAUAAUGUGCUGAUUGCGUCAUGGAGCUUAGUGGAUUCUGAAGCGACUGAUCAAGGACAACAGUCGCGUCCGUCAAGUCAGAUUUUCAACGCACAGUUUGCUGCAUCCGAGCUUAAAAAGCGCCUUCUGGAAGACGGGAACGCGUGCCUCACGAAUGCUCAUUCAUGCCUCCUUUGGGCUUUGCAUGAUUCUGACGUUGAAGAUUUCAAUUUUGAACGCGUUAUAGAUGAGCACGCCAGUCAGCUUGUAGAUUCCAUCAAUGGUCUUCGCAAACUGGUCCCCGGUAGUCAGAUUGCCUGUAAACUGAAUUCCAUCGUGGAUCAGCUGCCCAAUGGGGCGGAGUCGCAGGCCAAGCAAAAUGGCCUUCCGAGCCCACUCCCAGAAAAAAUGACCGGGCCAGAGCUGGCCGACUCCAGGCUUCUUUUAACGGCCCUGCGCGGCCUUGUUGAGGUAGGCGACUUACUUGUCAUAUAA